ACCCUGUUGGGCAGCACUUUAAUUAAAUAAUUACAGUGGUUUUAAGGGGGUUAGAAAAAAUCACAUCAUAUCAUAGUCCCUUCAUGGCUCCCUACCAUCUCCAAGACGCUCUAUACUGCUCAGAGGAAGAGGAUGAAUUAGAACAAGAUGAGGGUUCCGGGUUGGUAGAAGGGGACAUGUUUUGGGAUGAUGAGGAGCUUGCGUGGAUGCUGGCCAGGGAAGAACAACACACAACACACACCCCUCUCUGCUUCCAAUUGGAGUGUGCUCGCAGAGAGGCGGUGGAGUGGAUACUCAAAGUCAGCUCACAUUACUCCUUCUCUCCUCUCACUUCUCUUCUUGCCGCCAACUACCUUCACAGGUUCCUCUUCACUUUCUCCUCCAUUAACAAUCUCAAUAAGCCAUGGAUGACUCAGCUGGCUGCCGUCGCUUCUCUCUCACUCGCUGCCAAGCUUGAAGAGACUCAUCUCCCCCACUUACUAGACCUCCAAGUGGAGGAUUGCAGAUACGUGUUCGAAGCCAAAACCAUCAAAAGGAUGGAGAUUUUGGUGCUUUCAACUCUCCGAUGGAAGAUGAAUCCCGUCACUCCUCUCUCUUUUCUCGACUAUAUCACACGAAGACUUGGAUUAUUCAACUCCAACGACUUCCUCACCAGAUCCCAAUCCCUUCUUCUAUCUACCCUUCCAGAUAGCAGGUUCAUGAGUUACCUUCCUUCUGUGGUGGCAACUGCCACAAUGAUGCACGUGUUGAAUAGCGUGGAGCAGCGAAACCAGGUGGUACGCAUUCUUGGAACGAAGAAAGAGAAGGUGGAUGAAUGCUUGAAGCUGAUAUGGGAACAGGGGAACAAGAAACGCAAGUUUGGAUGGGUUCCAGAUAGUCCAAACGGCGUCAUGGAUGUGUCGUUUACCUCUGCCUCUGAUGAUAGCUCCAAUGAUUCAUGGCCUCUACUACUUCCUAAUAAUAAUAAUAAUAAUAACAACAAUGUUUCUUCCCUCUCAUCCUCACCGGAACCUAAGAAGAAUAGGACUCUACUAAACCCUCCCAACUCAUCCCAUUUCAUUUAGCACUUCUUUAAUUACUCUUCUUCUAUAUAAUUACUUGCUGUAGUAAUAAUUAACCACGUACCAUCUUUCUAAGGGGAUUCUUGAAUUACUUGACCAAUUCACAAGCACAUUAAUUGACUAAUUAACUAUAACAAAAGUGUAUGUAUUUCACUAAUUAUCGUUCUCAAUAUGAAACUUCAAUUGAACACGUAUUAUGUUAUGAAAAAAUAGAAAGAGAGGAAGCAUGGGAAUGAAUUUUUGUUUUGCAUGUGAUGGGAGAAACAUGUUGUCGGCCACACUUACAUAUUAAGUAACGAAAGUAGGAAGGGUUAUUUAUUGAGGUGUUGACCUCGUUAAAUUGGUGUUUGUAUUGCAAUUAUGGCAAAAAGUAACCAUACAAUGAACAAUCCAGC
This is a messenger RNA of Arachis stenosperma, 1456 nucleotides long. RefSeq names its product cyclin-D3-3-like. The record is from RefSeq and is a predicted model, not a curated record. Lineage: Eukaryota; Viridiplantae; Streptophyta; Magnoliopsida; Fabales; Fabaceae. The transcript is spliced from 4 exons. Gene Ontology annotation, molecular function: cyclin-dependent protein serine/threonine kinase regulator activity. Gene Ontology annotation, cellular component: cytoplasm; nucleus; cyclin-dependent protein kinase holoenzyme complex. The coding region runs from base 84 to 1064 and encodes 326 amino acids. Gene Ontology annotation, biological process: regulation of cyclin-dependent protein serine/threonine kinase activity; mitotic cell cycle phase transition.